Alternaria alternata is the source of this 1210-nucleotide messenger RNA. Its product is annotated as vacuolar ATP synthase subunit E. Gene Ontology annotation, biological process: proton transmembrane transport. The transcript has 3 exons. Gene Ontology annotation, molecular function: proton-transporting ATPase activity, rotational mechanism. Gene Ontology annotation, cellular component: proton-transporting two-sector ATPase complex, catalytic domain. The record is from RefSeq and is a predicted model, not a curated record. The coding region runs from base 268 to 960 and encodes 230 amino acids. Lineage: Eukaryota; Fungi; Ascomycota; Dothideomycetes; Pleosporales; Pleosporaceae.
GUGCAGCAACGAGAAGAUGUCGCGUCGGUAGAGAGACGAUAUGGCAGAGACGUAUAAUUGCAGUGAUACUCUUGAGACUGUUCCCGCGUCUAUCUGCGACGUCGUGCCAUGCAUCGCUCGAGGGCGUACCUGGGUAACCGCGGGCAGCAUCUGGGGCCCAAGCUUGAACAUCAACCUCCAAGCUCCGUCACUCGCGAUACCCUCGACGCCAGCACCCAUAUAUCUCCUCCCCCGUAAACCAGAGGAUCUCCACACAAUACCGCCAUCAUGUCGCAAGUACACGCCCUAUCCGACGACCAGGUCGCCGGCGAGCUGAAGAAGAUGACGGCCUUUAUUCGCCAAGAAGCCAUGGAAAAGGCAAACGAAAUCCGCCUCAAGGCCGACGAGGAGUUCGCCAUCGAGAAGUCCAAGCUAGUGCGCCAGGAACAGGCCUCGAUCGACUCGUCGUAUGAGAAGAAGUUCAAACAGGCCAGCAUGUCGCAGCAAAUCACCCGCUCCACCGUCUCCAACAAGAGCCGAUUACGCAUUCUGUCUGCCCGCCAGGAGCUGCUCAACAAGCUGUUCGAGCAAGCCGAGAAGAAGCUGGGCGACGUUUCAAAGGACAAGAAGAAGUACCAGAGCAUCAUGAAGGACCUGAUCGUCGAGGGUGCCUAUGCGCUCAACGAGGACAAGCUGCAGGUCAAGGUGCGCAAGGCCGACUACGACCUCACUAAGAAGGCCAUCGAGGAGGCGCAGACCGAGUACAAGAAGAACAUUGGCAAGGACGUCUCCAUCACCAUCGAUGAGAGCGACCCACUGCCUGAGGGAUCUGCUGGUGGCGCUAUGAUUGUUGGAACCAACGGCCGAAUCGACAUCAACAACACUUUCCAAGAACGAUUGAAGCUACUCGAGUCCCAGGCCCUGCCAUCCAUCAGGGUCACACUUUUCGGAGAGAACGAGAACAGGAAGUUCCACGACUAAGAAGCUAGCGUGGGCGUCGGUUACUAUGAGCUGGCUUGUGAUCAGACUGGAGCAUUUGGCCGUCACGGAGCACAAGCAGGAAGGAGUCUGCGUCGGACUGGGAGAAUGGGCUUUUGCUGAGUAGACUGUACAUGCACGAGGUCUUGUAGACUACUCGGAACUUUUAGCGAGCUUUAUUACAUGCACAUUACCACAUUGAUCACUAUCCCAGCAAGCAAGUUUCAUUCCUGACAUUAUGGUGAUAUGAAUU